This is a messenger RNA of Cucurbita maxima (winter squash), 954 nucleotides long. RefSeq names its product probable protein phosphatase 2C 73. The record is from RefSeq and is a predicted model, not a curated record. Gene Ontology annotation, molecular function: protein serine/threonine phosphatase activity. Lineage: Eukaryota; Viridiplantae; Streptophyta; Magnoliopsida; Cucurbitales; Cucurbitaceae. Gene Ontology annotation, biological process: protein dephosphorylation. The transcript is spliced from 3 exons. Bases 1 to 954 code for a protein of 317 amino acids.
AUGGGAGCCUGCUGCACAAAAGAUUCAAUCAAUGGAGUAGGAGGAGGAGAGAAUAUGACCCAUGAUAAGGAUGAGAGGGAUUCCAACCGAGGAGAUGAUGGAGCAGAGAUUCGUCGGGGUGACGACGGAGCCAUCGUUCGACUCCAUGGAUCCUCUGCGUUCAUAUCAAUGUAUUCUCAACGAGGAAGAAAAGGAAUCAAUCAAGAUGCAAUGACGGUUUGGGAGGAUUUCUCAGGGGAGAAAGGUUUGGUGUUUUCUGGAGUUUUUGAUGGCCAUGGUCCGUUUGGUCAUAGGGUUGCUCGCCAUGCACGAGACAUGCUGCCCUCCAAUCUCUCCAAGGCUAUCAAAAAGCAGCAGCGGCCAUCACAUGUCCAAAAUGGGGUUUCUAAAGCUUCUGUUCAACCAAACAACAAUGAAGGAAAUCAACGAAAUCCAUUGGUUUCAAGAUGGGAAGCUGCUUUUGAAGAAGCUUACUCAGAUUUUGAUCGAGACCUCGGCUUUGAUUCAUCCAUUGAUUGUUUCUGCAGUGGAACAACAGCCAUGUCCAUUAUCAAACAGGGAGAGCAUUUGGUGGUUGCAAAUGUGGGCGACUCCCGGGCGGUUCUAUGCACCAGAGGAGACAACCAUCAACAUAUUCCCAUCCAAUUAACAGCUGACCAGAAACCAAAUGUUCCAAGUGGGUAUUGUUUAUGCAAUAAGAACUCUAUCUUAUCAAAUUUGAGACAAAUUUUUGAGAUAAGACAAAUGAUGGCAAAUAAUUCAUUCAGAAGAUCACAAAGGAAUGAACAAUAUAGCAAAUUUUUAUGUUGUUAUCCAAGCUAUUUGAAUCUGCUGUUAGGAAUCAUGGACCUCUACAAUGGUAUAAUAUUGUCUACUUUGAGCUCUCAUGACUUUGCUUUUGGUUUUACCAAGAAACUUCAUACCAAGAUAUAUUCCUUACUUAUAAACCUAUGA